GAAUGGAGAAUACAACCUCCUCUUCCUCCUCCUUUUCCUGUCGGUUCUGCAGUGGGACCAGUUGCUGACCCUCGGGGGCUCCAAGGGCUCUGACGAGACCCUGCAGACGCGCCUGGGCGAGCAGCGCGGCGGCCAUUGCAUGUGCCUUGUCUACACCUCGGGGACGACCGGGUUUCCCAAGGCUGUGAUGAUCUGCCAUGAGAACUACAUGGCUCAGGGACGAACUGUUUUUCAGCAGCUGGGGUCAAAGAUGGACCCAGUACACAAUCGCAUCAUUUCCUUCCUGCCAUUGUCGCACGUGGCUGCGUCUCUUUUCGACUGCAUGGUGCCCGUUUAUGGCAGAGUUGUGGCUGGCUUGAAACAUACCGUCUACUUCACCAGGCCAUACGAUCUGAAGGAGAUGACGCUGGCUCAGCGGAUCGGAUUUGUCGAGCCCACCGCGUUCUUCGCGGUUCCACGGGUUUACGAGAAGAUCCAGGAGAGGAUGAUGGCGGUAGGGGCUUCCCUCACGGGCGUGAAGAAGACGCUGGCAACGUGGGCGAAGAGCAAAGGCCUCGAGUACUGCCGGAAUCUUCAGGCGGUUUGAUACCAAGAGAAGGAGAAGGGGGAUGACGAUGAUCAGGCGAUUACAAAGUGGGAGGAGUAGCAGGACGGGCCCAAGAUGUGCCCACGAGGCGCCCGCGACGCGCCCAUGAGGCGCCCCCGAGGCGCCCAAGGGCAGGCACCAUGCAAAACCCCACUCAACCACCGCACGAGGCGCCCACGGGCGCCCACGGGUGGAAGCCAAGCAAAAACUCUGGUGACCCACCCAGCGCACGAGGCAGCCACGAGGCGCCCACGGGCGCCCGCGAGGCAAAACCUCGGCUGACCC
Messenger RNA from Prorocentrum cordatum, 871 nucleotides. The record is from the annotation of a GenBank genome assembly. Lineage: Eukaryota; Dinophyceae; Prorocentrales; Prorocentraceae.